AGAGAGAGAGAGAGAGGUCUGACGCCCCGGAGUCUAUAAAAGCAGCUAAUUUCUAGCUGCAAACUAGGCAUUGAGUGUUAAGAGUUUUAGGGCAAAUGUCGGAAGCUAUGGAUCGCAUAGUGGCAAUACGAAAAGUAGCUGCAGUCAACCGUUGGUUGGGCAUCUGGAAAUGGCGAAAUGAAGACAAAGACUGGCACAUCAUGAAGAGAAUCUAUCCAUUUGUUCUACAUCUACCGUUAACCUUCACCUACGCAGCGCUCAUGUGGAUCGAAGUAUUCAGGUCUGAGGACGUGGCACAGGCUGGCAAUGUUCUAUAUAUGGCGCUGACCAUAUUGGUAAUGCUCAUCAAGAUUCUGAACAUUUGGUACAGACGCCAAGAGGCUGCUCAGUUUAUAGAUGAACUGGAUCGUCAUGAAAUGUACAAACUACUGAGAAGCGAUGAAAUCGUGUUCUGGCAACGCGAACAAAAAACAUUUCAACGCAUCUUUUACACCUACAUCGGAGGAACUUCUGUAGUUGGCUUGACGGGCUACUUGAGCGUGCUCUACCAGGACACAUACGAGCUGCCCUUCAGCUACUAUGUGCCCUUCGAGUGGCAAAAUCCGCAGCGCUACUUCUACGCCUGGAGCUAUAAUGUUUUGGCAAUGACAUUGUCUUGCCUCUCCAACUGCCUGCUGGACACGAUGGGCUGUUACUUCAUGUUUCAUAUAGGGCUGCUCUACCGCCUCUUGAAUCGACGCCUGCUGGCACUGCGGGAAACAUCGGAGGUGAAGGCGAUUCCAGAGCUGCGUCAUAUCUUUCAGCUGCACAGGCGCCUUCGCACUCUGACAAAGCAAUGUGAGAUCCUGGUCUCGCCCUAUGUCGUCUCGCAGUUUGUGCUCAGCGCCUUAAUCAUUUGCUUCAGCUUCUAUCGCCUGGUGCAAAUGGGCAAAUCGAAUCCGGGCGUCUUCGCCACCACUCUCCAGUUUGUGGGCGUGAUGAUAGUGCAAAUCUUUCUGCCCUGCUACUAUGGCAACGAGUUGACCUUCUCGGCUCAUCAGCUGACAAACAGCGUAUUCAACACCAACUGGCUGGAGUACUCGGUGGCGACACGAAAGAUCCUCAACUGCUAUAUGGAAUUCCUAAAACGUCCUGUCAAACUGCGUGCGGGCAUGUUCUUUGAAAUAGGUCUGCCCAUAUUUAUGAAGACCAUCAAUAAUGCGUACAGCUUUCUGGCCUUGCUCAUCAAUUUGUCAAAGUAGACGCAGGGCCAACAGCUGCCCUCACACCCUAGUAGACUUUAAUAAUUGCCCCAAACUAGGCACAUCAAUGCUUUGCACAUAAGCUUAACACCAAGCCCCAAAAAGGGAGCAGAAGAAGCAGAGGCCAAACCCAGACAUUUG
This is a messenger RNA of Drosophila hydei, 1382 nucleotides long. It is a transcript of the gene Or94b, whose product is annotated as odorant receptor 94b. Gene Ontology annotation, biological process: detection of chemical stimulus involved in sensory perception of smell; sensory perception of smell. Gene Ontology annotation, molecular function: odorant binding; olfactory receptor activity. Bases 96 to 1241 code for a protein of 381 amino acids. Gene Ontology annotation, cellular component: plasma membrane. The record is from RefSeq and is a predicted model, not a curated record. Lineage: Eukaryota; Metazoa; Arthropoda; Insecta; Diptera; Drosophilidae. The transcript has 3 exons.